AUGACGGCGGCGGCGGCGGCGAAGGCGGUGCACCUCCUCUGCUUCGCCACCUCCUGGGGCGUCACCGUCUGGGCCAUCCUCGUCGGCGGCGUCAUCAUGUUCCUGAACUUGCCGAGGCACGCGAUGGGCAGGCUGCGGGGGAAGGUGUUCCCGGCGUGCUUCGCGCUCAACGCGGCGUGCACGGCGGCCUCCGCGGCGGCGUUCGCGUGGCUCCACCGCCCGCCGUGGCCGCCGGCCGAGCGCCGGCAGCUCGCGGUCCUCCUCGUCGCCGCUGGGUACGACCUCGCCAACCUGCUUAUCUUCACCCCUAGGACACUCGAGGCGAUGCGUGAAAGGCACAAAGUGGAGAGAAGCCUCGGCAUCGGCGGCGACGGCUCGUUCGUCGGCUGGCGGCAGAAUGCUCGGGCAGCAAGGAGCAGCAGCACCCUCGCCGCCGAGAAUGCGAGGUUCUGGGUGGCGCACAGCUUCUCGGCGGUGGCCCUCGUCAUCUCGGCGGCUGGGCUCUUCUCGCAUUUCUGCUACCUCUCCGGGAAGAUAGUGAUAUGA
Molecule: messenger RNA, 546 nt
Organism: Oryza sativa Japonica Group (Japanese rice)
Lineage: Eukaryota; Viridiplantae; Streptophyta; Magnoliopsida; Poales; Poaceae
Source: RefSeq, a predicted model, not a curated record